Molecule: messenger RNA, 2825 nt
Organism: Sinocyclocheilus anshuiensis
Lineage: Eukaryota; Metazoa; Chordata; Actinopteri; Cypriniformes; Cyprinidae
Product: heat shock protein HSP 90-beta-like
Exons: 12
Coding region: 29-2443 (804 amino acids)
Biological process (GO): protein folding
Molecular function (GO): ATP binding; ATP-dependent protein folding chaperone; ATP hydrolysis activity
Source: RefSeq, a predicted model, not a curated record
AAAAUACUGCAUCUGUAGCUGGGAAUAAAUGCGAUUUACACAAAUAAAAGAGUGUAGUUUGUCUUUGUUGACGAUAUGUAAGCGCCUCAGAGUGAGUCAGCGCGGAGGGAUACAGCCGCACAUUCAAAGGCGGAGUAUAAAGAAAAGAGCCGCGCACGCGGGGUUCUCUUCUCUCUGCUUCCGUGAGUAUCAGUGUAGGGGAGAUCAGCUGUUUCUGUGGCGAUUAAACCAUCAAAAAACAACGAAACUAACCAAGAUGCCUGAAGAAAUGCGCCAAGAGGAGGAGGCCGAGACCUUUGCCUUCCAGGCAGAGAUCGCCCAGCUGAUGUCUCUCAUUAUCAACACCUUCUACUCCAACAAAGAGAUCUUCCUCAGGGAGCUCAUCUCCAACGCCUCUGAUGCUCUUGACAAAAUCAGAUAUGAGAGCUUGACGGAUCCCACCAAACUGGACAGCGGCAAGGACCUGAAGAUCGAAAUUAUCCCCAACGUUCAUGAACGCACUCUUACCCUCAUUGACACCGGUAUUGGAAUGACCAAAGCCGAUCUCAUCAACAACUUGGGUACCAUCGCCAAGUCCGGGACAAAGGCCUUCAUGGAGGCUCUGCAGGCUGGCGCAGAUAUCUCCAUGAUCGGGCAGUUUGGUGUGGGCUUCUACUCCGCCUACCUGGUGGCUGAAAAGGUCACGGUCAUCACUAAAAACAACGAUGACGAGCAGUACGCUUGGGAGUCAUCCGCUGGCGGCUCUUUCACAGUCAAGGUGGACCAUGGUGAGACCAUUGGCCGUGGAACCAGAGUCAUUCUUCACCUGAAAGAAGAUCAGACAGAGUACAUCGAGGAGAAGAGAGUGAAGGAAGUGGUCAAGAAACACUCCCAGUUCAUCGGAUACCCAAUCACUCUCUUCGUGGAGAAGGAACGCGACAAGGAGAUCAGUGACGACGAGGCAGAGGAGGAGAAGCCUGAGAAAGAGGAGGAGGAGAAGGAGGAGGAGGAAGGCGAAGACAAACCCAAGAUUGAGGACGUCGGCUCAGAUGAUGAAGAGGACUCCAAAGACAAGGACAAGAAGAAAACCAAGAAGAUCAAGGAGAAGUACAUCGACCAGGAGGAGCUGAACAAAACCAAACCCAUCUGGACCCGCAACCCUGACGACAUCUCCAACGAAGAGUACGGAGAGUUUUACAAGAGCCUGACCAACGAUUGGGAAGAUCACCUGGCUGUCAAGCAUUUCUCUGUGGAGGGUCAGCUGGAGUUCCGCGCUCUCCUCUUCAUCCCUCGCCGUGCCCCCUUUGACCUCUUUGAGAACAAGAAAAAGAAGAAUAACAUCAAGCUGUACGUCAGAAGGGUCUUCAUCAUGGACAGCUGUGAGGAGCUCAUCCCAGAGUAUCUGAACUUCAUCCGUGGUGUUGUGGACUCUGAAGAUCUGCCCCUCAACAUCUCCAGAGAGAUGCUGCAACAGAGCAAGAUUCUCAAGGUCAUCCGCAAGAACAUGGUCAAGAAGUGCCUGGAGCUGUUUGCUGAGCUGGCCGAGGACAAGGAGAACUACAAGAAGUUCUACGACGGCUUCUCCAAGAAUCUGAAACUGGGCAUCCACGAGGACUCUCAGAACCGCAAGAAGCUGUCAGAACUGUUGCGUUAUCAGAGCUCUCAAUCCGGCGACGAGAUGACGUCCCUCACAGAAUACGUCAGCCGUAUGAAGGAAAACCAGAAGUCCAUCUACUACAUCACUGGUGAGAGCAAAGACCAGGUCGCCCACUCUGUUUUCGUGGAGCGCGUGUGCAAGAGAGGUUUCGAGGUGCUGUACAUGACCGAGCCCAUCGACGAGUACUGCGUCCAGCAGCUGAAGGACUUCGACGGCAAGUCUCUGGUGUCCGUCACCAAGGAGGGACUGGAGCUGCCCGAGGAUGAAGACGAGAAGAAAAAGAUGGAGGAAGACAAGGCCAAGUUUGAGAACCUCUGCAAGCUCAUGAAGGAGAUUCUGGACAAGAAAGUAGAGAAGGUCACCAUAUCAAACAGGCUGGUUUCUUCUCCCUGCUGUAUCGUGACCAGCACCUACGGCUGGACGGCCAACAUGGAGAGGAUCAUGAAGGCCCAGGCCUUGAGGGACAACUCCACCAUGGGCUACAUGAUGGCCAAGAAACACCUGGAGAUCAAUCCUGAUCAUCCCAUCAUGGAGACCCUGAGGCAGAAGGCCGAUGCAGAUAAAAACGACAAAGCUGUGAAGGAUCUGGUCAUCCUCCUGUUUGAGACCGCCCUGCUUUCCUCUGGUUUCUCAUUGGACGAUCCUCAGACGCACUCAAACCGCAUCUACAGAAUGAUCAAGCUGGGAUUGGGUAUUGAUGAAGAUGAAGACGUACCUGUGGAAGAGCCAAGCUCUGCUCCCGCUCCUGAAGAUAUUCCACCUCUGGAAGGAGACGAUGACGCUUCUCGCAUGGAGGAAGUCGAUUAAACCCGUUUGUCUAAAAUUCCCCGAUCACUUUUCUGUAAUCAUUCCUUAACAUCCUGUCGUUCUCUUUGACCUGUAGAAGGUUGACCUGAUCUCAGUGAUGAUUCCUGAAGGAAUCAUAAUGUAACUAAAGCAUACUGUCAACUUUUGCUCUGUUUUGAGCCAUAAUGUACCUUUUUGUUUUUUUUAUGUAAUGUGCUGUUCAUGGAUUGACAGUAUUGUCUGAGCACAAUAAGCACUGUGUUUCACUGAUACUGAGUCUGCUGGCUGUGCUGGAUUGAAUCGAGCAUGAUUUCUUUCUGCAUGGAAGGGGAAAGACCUUUGCCUCACUGCAGGCAUGUGUUGUCUUGUUUUUCAGAAAUUAAAACACGUGGUGAAACCUGAA